AUGUUAUAUUAUAAACCUAAAUACUUAAAAUCAGUUGUUCCUUCAACUUUUACAACUGAACCUCCAAGUGCAGCAGACUCUAUAAUUUUGGAUUCUCGUAUAUUGAGUGAAGAAAAACUUAAUCUAAAUAGUAAGUUUGCUUUACUUGACCAAUUUAGCUAUCGAGCUUUUGAUAUAAAAGAAUAUAAUCUAACUCAACGAGAGUUACCAAGCCAAAAGAAACAUAUCAUAUACAAUAACAAAUUAGAUGUUUGGGGUGAAACAACCUUGACUCUUCUUAGGAAUCAAUUCCUUUAUACAUCUUUAGAUAUAUAUGAAAAAUAUUCACCUGUAGUCUUAUUUAUUUACGUAAAAAAAGGUGAUCCAAAUACUAAAAUGAGAUUAUUUUGUUCUGUUAAAUUUCAAUAACCCAAUAGAUUCAACGCAGAAAUUGAAACUUAAGGUCGAGUUCUUAAAUAUCAUUCUAAAGAAGGCUCAACUUUUUUUGAUCCUACAUUAUACCUUGCUAUUUUGGCUCAUAAUGAUGUUGUUAUUACAAUCAAAAAUGAAUUUUCUAAACCUCUAUUACCUAGAAAAAUAUCUUAAAUUAAAAAAAAAGAUGAAACAAAUCCUGAAAUAGAAGAAUAUGCUGAAUAAAUCAUUCAAAAACGAAAAUUAAGAUAGAAAUCAUUAAAUUUUGUAAAUCUUAAUAGAUCUUUGAUUCGGAAAUAAAGAAUCGAGUCUCCAUGCAAUACUGAAAGAUUGAAAGAAAUUAAAUUAAAAUAAACAAAUAUCUAAAAAGAAUAAAAUUUAAAAAGAAUUGCUUAAAUUGCUUUACAUGAUGUUGCCAAAGAAAUUAAAUAAAAAUAAAUCAAUAUUCAACUUAAGUAAAGUAUUUCAUAUAUAUAGAUAAAUGCAUAAAGAAUGGAUUUGUAAGAAAUGGUUUUAAGUUAUCAUUUUAAUCAAUUACAUUACGCCAUCUAUUAGUAAUUACAUUAAAGUACAGAAACGUAUUUCUGAAAAAAAUAUGAGGAAAUAAAUAUUGACCAUGUAAUUCAUAAAAAAGAUUACAAAUAAUAUUUAAAAUCAAGGACCAAAAUUAAAAUUAAGAACCUUAUUACUAUGUAAAAUGAGUAUGCAAAUUUGCAUUCAUAGUUAAAAGGAUAAGGUCAAAUUAAAGGGUAGCAAUAUUAUAAUUGAAAUUUUAAGAUAAAAUAUAAGAAGCCAUUAUACAGUUACAAAAGGUUUACACACAGUUAAUCUAAGUAUUUAUUUAUUUUGAAUAUAGUUAAAAAAUGUAUAAAUAUGCUUGUUCGACACAAGAACAAAAGAUUAGAAUUUAUAUAAUAGAUGAAAAUUACUAUAAUGUAUUAAUGUAAAUAAAUUUAUGGGGAGAUUUUGAAGAUGAAAUAAUAAUCAUUUUAGUAAUUACCUCUGUAACAGUAAUAAUAAUAGGAAAAGAAUAAAAAUAAAAGGGAUCCUUUACAUUACUUAAUUCAUGAUUAGUAUAGAAUUUAUUAUUAUCAUUUUAAUAGAUAAUUUAUAAUGCUUAUAUAUAAGAAAUUAUUUACAAAUGUGUUACAGAAAUGGAAUUAAGAUUUUGAAGCCUUUCGAAAAGUUUAUCGUGAUAGUAAGAAGAAAGGUUUGGCAUUGUUGUUGAGACCAUUACCAUUUGAAAUACCUAAAGUAGAGAUUAUUAAUAAUCAUAUUGUAGAGGAAUUGGAUCGUAGAGGAUUGA
This is a messenger RNA of Paramecium sonneborni, 1717 nucleotides long. Lineage: Eukaryota; Ciliophora; Oligohymenophorea; Peniculida; Parameciidae. The record is from the annotation of a GenBank genome assembly.